Haemonchus placei is the source of this 387-nucleotide messenger RNA. NCBI's taxonomy places the organism in Eukaryota, Metazoa, Nematoda, Chromadorea, Rhabditida, Trichostrongylidae. The record is from the annotation of a GenBank genome assembly.
AUGAAAUCUAAAGCCCUAUUUGCUAUCAUUUUCGUGCCUUGUUAUCUAGAUCUCCCAACAGAUUCCAUUUCUAUUCACAAUUCUGUGAUAAAGGUGUUCUUCCUCGCUCCCUCUAAUGGAACGGUUAACUUGAUGUGGCUCAAACUCAAACUAUUUUACGACAAGAUUAAUGAUUUUCUACGUAACGAAUAUUCGGUGAUCCCUGCAGCCAUUCUUGCUUUUUUAGUGAAACAUGAAUUCACUUUCAUGGAAGCCACACCAAUAACUCUCUCGAUCCGGUCGCUGUGGUUGCUGGAAUCGUGCGGACUGUUUUAUACUCCUGACUUCCUCUAUCCCUAUCUGACCACGGUUUUAGAAUCAAAUCGUCAGUUUGAAAUGCGUGCAUAA